Messenger RNA from Aspergillus pseudoviridinutans, 1053 nucleotides. RefSeq lists its product as uncharacterized. The transcript has 2 exons. The record is from RefSeq and is a predicted model, not a curated record. Lineage: Eukaryota; Fungi; Ascomycota; Eurotiomycetes; Eurotiales; Aspergillaceae. The coding region runs from base 1 to 1053 and encodes 350 amino acids.
AUGGCGCCCAAACAGCAGCUCGAAUUUCCCAUCGAGCCCAAGCUGGGCACUGGCCUCCGCCUGUUUUUUUACUCACAGCUAUUCGUCACCCCGCCCUUCCCACAAUACUCAUUUGCUGGACAAACGGUCAUCGUCACCGGCUCCAACACUGGACUUGGGCUCGAGGCGGCGCGUCAUUUCUAUCGCCUGAACUGCGCUCGGCUGAUUCUCGCCGUCCGCACGAUUACCAAGGGCCAGAAGGCCAAGGAGGAGCUCUUGAAAAGUGUCCCGACGCGGUCAGACCCCGAUGCGAUCGAAGUGUGGGCGCUGGACCAGUCGAGCACUGCCUCAACGCUUGCGUUCACCGACCGGGUAAAAACAGAGCUGACACGGGUCGACGUGGUCGUCGAAAAUGCGGGCAUCAACUCGGGUGACUGGAACUUGUGUGAGGGCUUCGAACAGGCGGUCCAGGUCAACGUGCUCAACACCUUUCUCCUCGCUCUCGCCCUGCUACCUAAACUCAACGAGACGAAGAGCAAUUACCCGGAUUCCCUGCCGCAUCUAGUGAUUGUGAGCUCUGAGGCGCACCGCUUGACUAAAUUCCCCGAGAUCAACGCCCCGGAUCUGUACGCCCAGUUAAACGAGAAGAAGGACUUUAGUCAACAACCGCGGUACCAGGCCACCAAGCUGAUCGAGGUGCUCUUCACCCGCGAACUCGUCGCCCGGCUCAAGAAUAAGAAAGAAACCACCACGCCACCAGUAAUCAUCAACCUAGUGAAUCCAGGUCUUUGCACCUCUAACCUCGACCGCAGCGGCGCGAAGCCGCCGGCGAUCAUCCGCUUCAUCCGCUGGAUCCUAGAUCGGACGACCGAAGUCGGCGGCCGGACGUUGGUGCUAGCCGCUGCGGCUCCCGUCAGUUCGCAUGGCGAGUUCCAGAGUGAUGGCACGAACCAGAAUGUCGAGUCAUGGAUCUAUACCGAUGUAGGACGCCGGGCGCAGACCAAGGUCUUCGAGCAGACGAUCAAGAUUCUCGAAACCCGCCAACCAGGCAUUUCCCACGCCGCGGGCCUGUGA